Molecule: messenger RNA, 1071 nt
Organism: Argiope bruennichi
Lineage: Eukaryota; Metazoa; Arthropoda; Arachnida; Araneae; Araneidae
Exons: 2
Coding region: 1-1071 (356 amino acids)
Molecular function (GO): RNA-DNA hybrid ribonuclease activity; nucleic acid binding
Source: RefSeq, a predicted model, not a curated record
AUGGCAAAUAAGGGUCUAAAGAAAUUGAACAUCCUCCGCAAACUUUGUGGCACAAACUGGGGCUUGAGAUCAUCAACAUUAAAAAAUACUUACUGCACCGUCAUCAGGCCAGUACUUGAGUAUUGGUCCCCCAUUUGGGCACAAGUGUCUAAAUCUGUUAAAGACACUUUGGACUCAGUCCAACAUAGAGCAUCAAAAAUCAUCAUUGGCAAGUCAAGGCUUCAGAGAUCAUCAACGCUGCAAUUUGACAGAGACAUCAGAAAGGCGAUCCAUCUUGAUCACUCCUCUCUGGACAUUACUCAAGAACCACUUUUUCCUUCCAAGCCUCCUUUGAAUACUAAAAUCAAUACUAACCUACUGGAACCAUGUUCUAAGAAAGAACCAACCCAAGUUUUAUUACAAAAAGGAGAAGACACUGUUCGUUCACUUUCCAGUGAAAAUAGCAUUAUAGUCAACACAGAUGGUUCCUCUGAUGUUGACUGUAACAGAGGUGGUGCUGGUAUCUCCAUCAUUUACCCAUCAGGAUAUAACGUCAAACUCAGAAUACCCACUGGCCAAAUUGCUUCAAACUUCACAAGCGAAUUAAUCGCUAUUAAAGAGGUUCUUACCCAUUUUCGCUCUCAUUCUCUAAACGACUCAAUAAAAGAAAUUGUGAUUUUCUCAGACUCAAAAUCAGCACUCGAAUCCAUACAUAAUGAUAAAACAACAAUAACGCAAGAAAUUAAUACCCUUCUCCAUUUACUAAAUAUACCUUGCACUCUCCAGUGGAUCCCAGCUCAUGUUGAAAUUGAGGGGAACGAAUGUGCAGAUGCCCUUGCAAAGGAAGCAUGCAACGAAGACCAACCUCGAGUAGUCACCUGUACAGAUGCGAAUACUGCCGCCAGGCGAAGGAUCUACAACCAGCAUCUUAGCAAGGCAACAAUCCCCGAUCUAAACUGCCCAAGAAACCUUUCCUCUACAAUAGCUAGGCGACGUACUGGACAUUUCAAAGGUAUGAAGAUCUCACGAACCAAUAUAUCCCAUCUGCAAGUGCUGUCCCCAUUCGCAACUAACUCCACAUCAUGUUUUUGA